This is a messenger RNA of Ostreococcus tauri, 1449 nucleotides long. Its product is annotated as Ankyrin repeat. Gene Ontology annotation, molecular function: protein binding. NCBI's taxonomy places the organism in Eukaryota, Viridiplantae, Chlorophyta, Mamiellophyceae, Mamiellales, Bathycoccaceae. The transcript has a single exon. The record is from RefSeq and is a predicted model, not a curated record. The coding region runs from base 1 to 1449 and encodes 482 amino acids.
AUGCCCGCGGUCGCGCGCGGCGAGCGGGGCGCGGCGACGUCGACGCGGACGGAUGACGUCCCCGCGGGGUCUCGCGACGCGCUCGUCGCGCACGUCGACGGCGCGCUCACAAAGCUCGGGCUCGAGCGAUUGAGCGCGAGCGAACGGGCGUCGAGUGAUUUCGCGCCCAAGCGACCGAUGCCGGAGCGCGACGCGAAGCGACCGGGACACGACGCGUGGACGUCGAGCGGGCCGACGCGCGGGGCGCGGCGACGCGGCGUCGAGCCGGCGACGCUCGCGAGAGCGAUCGUGGACGAUAUCGAGGGGGCGUCGGACGUCUUCGCGACCGCCAAGGUGAUAUCGAACGGGGCGAACGCGUGUAAGGUGAUUUUGACGACGAAAUCGAGGGUCGAGGCGAUGCGCGAACUCGGGUUGCGACAAUGCCCGGGGUGCUUCAAGUUUUUCGCCCUGCACGGCGGUGGGUUGCGGAAUCACUGGCUCGAAUCGAGCGAGUGCGAGUACGUCAUGAGUAGUGGUCACCCCGAGAACGCGUCGGACGAGGAGGAUGAUUCCUCCGUGUCCGACCACUCGUGGCGAGGAACGAGCGGGUUGUCGAAACCGCCCGGAUGGACUUCGCAUCGAAGGACUCGACGAUCGCAAGGUCCGCCCGUGAUUCCUCCGGACGUGCACCCGGACUCUGUCACGGAUGUCCAUGGGUCCACAGCUUUAAUGUGGGCCGCGGGUUCGGGGAAAAUCUCCGUCAUGGACUACUUAGUGAAUGAACGCGGAGCCGACGUCUCGCACGUUGGCGCGAGGAAGGAUGGUCGAACGCCCUUGCACUGGGCCGCUCGAAACGGACGAUUGGAGGCGUGCGAGUGGUUGUUAGAGCGCGAUCCAAAAUUAGCGAAUACACCCUCGUUCGACGGCGAUUACCCGUUCCACUUGGCGGUGUGGAAGACGCGACACGCGUGCGCUUCGUUUCUCGCCGAGCGCGCGAGUGGGUCUACUUCGGCGCGAAAUCGGUGGGGUUGUAACGCCGUGCUCUGGGCGUGCACCGCGGACGUCGGGAACGACGACCAGAGUCGCAGAGACGUCUUACGCAUGGUUCGAUGGUUGGUCGAAGAUUUAGACGUUCCGUUCGACGUGGUAAACGUAAACGGGCACUCGGCGCUACACAAGUGCGCCAUCUAUGGCCACGCUAACGUGGUUGAUUACUUGUUGGGAAAACUUCGUUGUGUUGAUGUUGUUGUUGAUGAUAGUUGUAGUAGCGGUGAUGAUGGUGAUGAUUUGAAGAAGAAAUCGAUUGAAAAGAUGAUUUUACAGGACGAUAGGAGGCAGGCGCCGAGCGAUUUAGCUCGCGUCAACGGAUUCCUCGAGCUCUCCGCAGCGCUUCGCGCGAUCGAGGAUCAAGCCUUACGUCUUCCGGUCGUUUUUGGAGGUGUUAAAUCUAAGUGUGAUAUUGAAAACUAG